This is a messenger RNA of Toxotes jaculatrix (banded archerfish), 750 nucleotides long. RefSeq names its product LHFPL tetraspan subfamily member 4 protein-like. Gene Ontology annotation, cellular component: inhibitory synapse; postsynaptic membrane; plasma membrane. The transcript has 4 exons. The record is from RefSeq and is a predicted model, not a curated record. Gene Ontology annotation, molecular function: GABA receptor binding. Lineage: Eukaryota; Metazoa; Chordata; Actinopteri; Toxotidae. Gene Ontology annotation, biological process: gamma-aminobutyric acid receptor clustering; sensory perception of sound. Bases 1 to 750 code for a protein of 249 amino acids.
AUGUUGCCUUCUCAAGAAGCCUCCAAGAUCUACCACGACAAUUAUAUGCGCAACUCCCGGGCCAUCGGGGUGCUGUGGGCCAUCUUCACCAUCUGCUUCGCCAUCGUCAACGUGGUGGUGUUCAUCCAGCCCUACUGGAUCGGCGACAGCGUCAACACGCCGCAGGCCGGCUACUUCGGCCUCUUCCACUACUGCGUGGGCACCGGGCCGUCGCCCAGCCGGGAGCUCACCUGCGUGGGCAGCUUCUCCGACUUCAGCUCCAUCCCGUCCGGAGCCUUCAAGGCGGCCUCGGUGUUCGUGUUGCUGUCCAUGGUGCUGAUCCUCAGCUGUAUCGCCUGCAUGGCGCUCUUCUUCUUCUGCAACACCUCCACCGUUUACAAGACCUGCGCCUGGAUGCAGCUGCUGUGUGGAGUGUGCCUGGUGCUGGGUUGCAUGAUCUUCCCCGAUGGAUGGGACGCCGAGGUGAUCCGGGACAUGUGCGGGGAGCAGACAGGGAAAUACUCCCUGGGCGAUUGCUCUGUACGCUGGGCCUAUAUGCUGGCCAUCAUGGGCAUCCUGGACGCCCUCAUCCUCUCCUUCCUGGCCUUCGUCCUGGGCAACCGGCAGACAGAUUUCUAUCUUGAUGAUUUGCAGACAGACAACAAAGAUUUUGCUGUGUCAAGGUAUGUUAAGAAUCCUCCGUCUUGUUUUAUUCAGAUUGAGGUUCGGGACAGAAGAGAGCCACGGUAUGGAGUGCAGCGUCUUCACUGA